Mercurialis annua (annual mercury) is the source of this 2498-nucleotide messenger RNA. Its product is annotated as putative pentatricopeptide repeat-containing protein At3g47840. The record is from RefSeq and is a predicted model, not a curated record. The transcript has a single exon. The coding region runs from base 203 to 2326 and encodes 707 amino acids. Gene Ontology annotation, molecular function: RNA binding; protein binding. NCBI's taxonomy places the organism in Eukaryota, Viridiplantae, Streptophyta, Magnoliopsida, Malpighiales, Euphorbiaceae. Gene Ontology annotation, biological process: RNA modification.
AUAUUGGCAGAAGUAACCGCCAAGCUCCUGGGCCGCUUCUAAUGUUUUUUAAGUUUAACCACCUUUUCUACAGCCACUGUAAGGCUGCAUCUUCCAUUCUUUUCAUGAAUGAGGACGAUGUUGAACUACAUUUUGAACGUAAAUAAACCAAUUUAAAGGGCUUCUUAGUACUUCUUUGUAUGGCAGCAUCCUCAACUAAAACAUGGCUUUGGCAUUCAGGCCUUUUACCAGAAGAUUGCGUGCACUCUCCACCUCUGCUUGUACUGAGUAUAGAGACCUCUCGGUUACACAUUCAGCAUCACACGACUCAUCUCAACAAACCCAACACCCCAGUUUCAUAAACAUGUUUGAAACCAACUCCGAGCUAAAGAUUUUAGUCAAAACGGACCGGUUGCAUGAAGCCCGCCAACUGUUCGAUGAAAUGCGUAACAGAGACGAGAUUUCAUGGACGACUAUCAUAUCUGGAUAUGUCAAGGCUAUGCAAACCACCGAAGCAUUGUUAUUGUUUUCGAGAAUGUGGGUUGAGCCUGAACUUCACAUGGACCCUUUUAUACUUAGUCUUGCACUCAAAACUUGUGGACUCAGUUUGAAUGAGAGUUAUGGUGAAGCAUUGCAUGGUUACUCGGUAAAAGCUGAUUUUGUUGACUCGGUUUUUGUAGGUAGUGCCCUUGUGGAUAUGUAUAUGAAAUUUGGUGAGAUUGAGCAAGCAUGCCGAGUGUUUCAUGCGAUGCCAAUACGAAAUGUAGUUUCGUGGACUGCUAUUAUUACAGGGUUUAUACAUGCUGGUUAUAGCAAGGAAGGGUUGAUUUACUUCUCUGAAAUGUGGAGAUUAAAGAUCGUGUGUGAUUCGUUUACAUUUGCUAUUGCAUUAAAGGCAUGUGCUGACUUGGGUGCUUUGAAGCAGGGGAAACAGAUUCACUGUCAAACACUGAAGAGUAGCCUUGAAGCGAGUUCGUUUGUGGCCAACACUCUGGCUACAAUGUAUAACAAAUGUGGGAAGUUGGACUAUGGUUCGCGUUUAUUUGAGAAGAUGGCCGUAAGAGACGUGGUUUCAUGGACGAUGGUUUUAACUACUUAUGCUCAGUCAGGUCAAGAGGAAAGUGCUCUUAGAGCGUUUAUAAGAAUGCGAGAAUUAGGUGUGAGUCCUAACGAUUUCACUUUUGCUGCCGUCAUUUCCAGCUGUGCCAAUCUUAUUAGAAUUGAAUGGGGCGAGCAAUUACACGCUCAUAUGUUUCGUCUAGGUUUGGUGAGAUAUCUGUCGGUGGCUAACUCGAUCAUGACUUUGUAUUCAAAAUGUGGACAGCCAAGGUCAGCUUCCAUGGUGUUUCAGGAAUUGGCUAGAAGAGAUGUCAUUUCAUGGAGCACUAUAAUUGCCGGAUAUUCUCAAGGAGGAUACGGGGAAGAAGCAUUUGAGUAUCUAUCAUGGAUGAGAACGGAAGGACCGAAACCAAAUGAAUUUACUCUUGCUUCUGUAUUGAGUGUUUGUGGAACCAUGGCAAUUCUCGAGCAAGGUAAGCAACUUCAUGCCCUUGCCUUGGAAGUAGGAUUACAACAAACUGCCAUGGUUCAAAGUGCAUUAAUCAAUAUGUAUUCCAAAUGCGGGAGCAUAAAGGAAGCCUCAAAAAUCUUCAACGAGGCAAAAAAUAACGAUAUUGUGUCAUGGACAGCUAUGAUUAAUGGAUACGCUGAACAUGGAUAUAGUCAAGAAGCCAUUAAUUUAUUUGAGAAGAUUCAACAAACAAAUUUGAAACCAGAUCCCGUGACAUUGAUCGGGGUUCUUACUGCUUGCAGUCAUGCUGGUCUAGUUGACCUCGGUUACCAUUACUUUAAUUCAAUGAGUAAGAAAUAUAAAAUCAACCCAUCAAAGGAGCAUUACGGGUGCAUGAUCGAUCUCCUUUGCCGAGCUGGUCGACUAAACGACGCAGAGAGCAUGAUCAAAAGUAUGCCAUUUCAACAGGAUGAUGUAGUUUGGUCCACUCUGCUUGGAGCAUGCAGUGUUCAUGGGGAUGUUGAAUGUGGAAAACGGACUGCAGAGAAGAUUCUUGAAUUAGAUCCGAAUUGUGCAGCGACUCAUAUUACCGUAGCGAAAAUGUACGGUGGCAAAGGAUGGCAGAAGGAGGCUGCAAAUGCAAGGAAGAUGAUGAGAACAAAAGGAAUAAGGAAGGAGGCAGGGAGGUCUUGGAUUACAAUUAAGGAUAGAGUUUGUGCAUUUGUGUCUGCUGAUAAGACUCAUACACUCACUGAAUACAUAUAUAGCAUGCUUCAUUUAGUUGCUUCCCAGCCUCCAACUGAAGAGACUGAUGAUUUGGCUGGCUUUUCUUUAUAAUCAGAAUGCAAGAAAAACAUAUUAUAUCUCGCUUCAUUCUCGGGAAAUUUUCGCUUACAGCAUCCCUGAUGUUUUUGUUCUUUCUCACUAAAGUCAUCCAUGAAGUUGUUUCAAUAUAUAACCAUAAAAUUCCCAAAUUUUAAAUGAAAUAACGCAAAAUUCUUUUUUCGUC